AUGGCGAUUCAAAAGAAGCAUGGAAAAGGUCGUUUGGAUAAGUGGUAUCGGCUUGCCAAAGAGAAGGGUUACCGUGCCCGUGCUGCUUUCAAGUUGAUUCAAUUGAACCAGAAGUAUGGUUUCCUUGAGAAGAGCAGAGUUUGUAUCGAUCUUUGCGCUGCGCCCGGUUCUUGGUGUCAAGUCGCCGCAGAGUACAUGCCCGCCCAGAGUCUGAUUAUCGGUAGCGAUAUCACAACGGAAAAGUGUCGCGCAACGAUCAAGUCCCACAUUAAACACUGGAAGGCAGAUAUCGUUCUUCACGAUGGCGCUCCCAACGUCGGUGCUGCCUGGGUACAGGAUGCUUUCUCCCAGGCCGAGCUGGUUCUGGAGUCCCUGAGACUGGCCACCGAUUUCCUGGCCGAGGGCGGAAGCUUUGUCACCAAGGUCUUCCGUUCCAAGGAUUACAACCCCCUGCUCUGGGUUUUCAAGCAGCUGUUCACUUCCGUCGAGGCCACCAAGCCUCCUUCAUCCCGAAAUGUCUCUGCCGAAAUUUUCGUUGUCUGCCGCGGAUACAAGGCCCCCAAGCGCAUCGAUCCCAAGUUCCUCGAUCCUAAGCACGUCUUUGCUGAACUUUCUGCCCCUACUCCCAACUACGAGGCAAAGGUCUUCAACCCAGAAAAGAAGAAGCGUAAGCGUGAAGGUUAUGAGGAAGGUGACUACACCCAGCACAAGGAGCUCCCUGUCACCGAGUUCAUCAACACAACGGAUCCCAUCUCUAUUUUGGGUGGUUACAACAAGCUCAGUUUCCAACAACCUCCCGGUGGAGAUCUUGCUAUGUCUACUUUGGAACGUCUGGAGGAGACCACGGAAGAAAUUCGGACUUGCUGCGAGGAUCUGAAGGUUCUCGGUAAGAAGGAAUUCCGCAACUUGCUGAGAUGGCGUAUCAAGGUUCGCGAGAAGUUCGGUCUCGUUGUCAAGAAGAAGGCUCAGGAGGGAGAGGUGGAGGAAGUCGCUGAAGUCGCCCCCAUGGACGAAGAGUUGGCCAUUCAAGAGGAUCUCAUCCGUAUGCGCGAGCAGGAGACUACCAAGGGCAAGAAACAGAGACGCAAGGAGAACGAGAAGAAGCGCAAGGAGAUUGUUCGUUUGCAGAUGAACAUGACCACGCCUAUGGAAAUUGGUAUGGAGCAGCCUGGAAUGGGAGGUGAAGACGCAACUUUCUCUAUUAAGCGUGUCGACCGCGAGGGUGCCAGAGACAAGGUUUUCAAUGCUCGUGACCUUCAGCCUGAAAGUGAAAGCGAGGAGGAAGAAGAGGAAGAUGAGGACACCGAUGAUGAAGGUGAUCGUCUUGAGCGUGAUCUUGAUACCAUGUAUGAAAAAUACCAAGAGCGCAAGGAGGACAAGGACUCAAAAUUGCGUGCCAAGAAGAACCGCAAAGAAUACGAGAAGGACGAGUGGGAUGGAUUCUCUGACGAGAACAAGGAAGAGGAGCAGGAACAGGAACAGGAAGACUCAGACUCAGACGAAGAGAUGGUCGAGUCGAAGCCAGAACCCCGUCCUGAGAACCUCUCAAACAAUGCUUCCUUGUUCUUUGAUCAAGAUAUUUUCCAAGACCUAGGGGUUGAAGAAGACGACGAGGAAGAGGAGCAAGAAGAAGAACAGGAAGAGAAGCAAGAAGAGGACGAAAGCGAUAACAUUUUCGAAAUGGACGAUGACUCGGACGUGGAAGAGAAGGCUCCUGCGUCCAAGCAGAAGAACAAGAAAGACUCCAAGAAGAACGCCAAGAAGGACUCAGAAUGGGAGGAUGAGUCCGACCAGGGCGAGAGCGAGCCCGUUGACCUUGGAGAUCCGAAGAACGCUAAAGGCCAGCUGGAUAUCGACAUUAUUACUGCCGAGGCCAUGGCUCUUGCCCAGGCAAUGGCUACCGGUGAGAAGAAGUCGACCGACAUCAUCGACGAUGGUUUCAACCGAUUCUCUUUCCGUGACGUUGACGGUCUGCCUGAGUGGUUCAUUGACGACGAGGGCCAGCACAGCAAGAUGGUCCGUCCCACUACGAAGGCUGCUGCCGCCGCCAUCAGAGAAAAGAUGCGUGCCAUCAACGCUCGUCCCAUCAAGAAGGUCAUGGAAGCUCAGGGCCGUAAGAAGUACAAGGCUGCUCAGCGAUUGGAGAAGCUGCGCAAGAAGUCUGCAAUUCUGGCAGACGACGAGGCUCUCAGCGAACGUGACAAGGCCGGUGCCAUUGCCAAGAUUAUGAGCAAGGCUGGCAAGAAGAAGCCCAAGCAGGAGGUCAAGCUUGUUGUCGCCAAGGGAGCCAACCGUGGUAUCUCUGGUCGUCCCAAGGGUGUCAAGGGCAAGUACAAGAUUGUCGAUGCCCGUAUGAAGAAGGAUAUUCGUGCAGAGAAGAGAUUGGCAAAGAAGAAGAAAUAG
This is a messenger RNA of Penicillium nucicola, 2403 nucleotides long. RefSeq names its product rRNA methyltransferase spb1 (gene spb1). The record is from RefSeq and is a predicted model, not a curated record. NCBI's taxonomy places the organism in Eukaryota, Fungi, Ascomycota, Eurotiomycetes, Eurotiales, Aspergillaceae. The coding region runs from base 1 to 2403 and encodes 800 amino acids. Gene Ontology annotation, biological process: maturation of LSU-rRNA from tricistronic rRNA transcript (SSU-rRNA, 5.8S rRNA, LSU-rRNA); rRNA methylation; maturation of 5.8S rRNA from tricistronic rRNA transcript (SSU-rRNA, 5.8S rRNA, LSU-rRNA). The transcript has 5 exons. Gene Ontology annotation, cellular component: nucleus; nucleolus; preribosome, large subunit precursor. Gene Ontology annotation, molecular function: rRNA (uridine-2'-O-ribose)-methyltransferase activity; rRNA (guanine) methyltransferase activity.